GAGAGAGAGAGAGAGAGAGAGAGGGGGCAAGGGGGGGAGGGAGGGAAAGAAGGCAAGAGAGGAGACAGAAGACAGAUGCCUUCACCUCGUUCCCCUCUCUGAGAGGAGAAAGGGAGGAAAAGAAAGGAGGCGUGGAAAAAAAAGGAAUAAAACACCUCGGAUUUCAUGUGGAAGAAAAUAAUUUGAGGGAAUUUUCUCGAGGGGACGACUUUUAUUCCCCCCCCCCGUGUAUGUAUUUCCUUUCGAAGUGCGCGUUAGAGCUGCUUGGACGAUGCAGGGAUCGUGAUGAUGAGUUCGUCCGGCUGCUGGGUGGCGAACGGGGCGAGUUUGGAGGAUUGCUACUCGAACCUCUUCUCUCUGGCUGACCUACCUGGGAUUAAAUGGCGCCGUUAUUCGUGGCAAGGUCCUGUUGGAACACCACUCGUCAUCCCAGUGGCUGAAGAUGAUGCUAUUCUUUGCAGUUUCAGCCGUUGCUUGAAGGCUAAUGUACUUUGUGUCUGGCGAAGGGAUAUGACACCUGGCCACAGGGAGCUUUGGAUUUUCUGGUGGGGCGAAGUUCCAAAUUUUGCUGAUCUCAUUCAUCAUGAACUCAAAGUUGAAGAGAAUGGAUUGUGGGAGCAGGGUCUGUCUUACGAGUGUCGAACUCUGCUUUUUAAGGCCAUUCACAACUUGCUGGAAAGGUGCUUGUUAAAUAGGAACUUUGUGCGGAUUGGGAAAUGGUUUGUGAAGCCAUAUGAGAAGGAUGAGAAACCGGUAAACAAAAGUGAGCACUUGUCCUGUUCCUUCACAUUUUUCUUGCAUGGGGAUAGUAAGGUCUGUACCAGUGUUGAAAUAAACCAGCACCAACCAGUGUACCGUCUGAGUGAAGAGCAUGUUACUGCUGCCCAGGCAUCCUCCAAUCCUUUCCAAGUGAUCCUCAGCCCUUUUGGAUUAAGUGGUACUCUGACAGGUCAGUCGUUCAAGCUAUCUGACCCUCCCACUCUUAAACUAAUAGAAGAAUGGAAGCAAUUCUAUCCAAUCCAAACUGGCUCAAAGGAAACCACGGACGACAAGCAGGAGGAGUUAGAUUGGGAUGAUGACUCAAUAGCGGCUGUUGAAGUCAUUGUCGCUGGUGUGCGAAUGGUGUAUCCAGCGUGCUUUGUCCUGGUGCCUCAGCCUGAUGUCGCGACAACUGUUACGAGCAACACCACUGGAUCGUCACAUUGCACAGUUGCAUAUUCAAGUGCCCACCAAGUGCCUGCCCCAGUGAGGGAUCCCGCCAUUUCCUCUGUGACCUUGACUCCACCCACAUCACCAGAAGAGACUGAAACAGCUGAAACUCAAUCCACCCAGAAAUGGACGAAGCUUACUUCUGUACCUGAGGGAUUUAAUAUAGAGAAUUCUGGGCAUGGUGGGAAGAUCCCUAGAAAAUUAGCCAAUCAGGUCGUAGAGAAUGUGUGGCAGGAAUGCAAUCUCAACAGAACCCAGAAAAAGCGGAAGUUUUCUACUGUGAAUGGCUGUGAAGAAGAUGCAUCGGACAAAGAGACAUCCUGGGAUUUUGUUGAAGCCAGGCAUAGAGUGAAUUGCAACUGUUCGAGGCACAAGAACAAAAGAGGGACUGGAAUGCAAGGACAGUCUCAGCCUCCAGGACCACAACUGCCAACAGCUCUCAAGCACAAAAUAAAUGACAAGCAAGACAAAGGGGAUAAACAACAGAAGCGGCCACAAACUCCAUUCCAUCACCGUAAUUCAGCAUGCGAUGAUGUUUCAAUGGAACAGGACUCAGCCAAUCACAGACUUGGAAUCAGGCCGCAGGACAGUAGAGGAAGAUACCCAAAUGCGAGGCCUAGUGACCAUAGCUCCUCAAAAUCCUCACAGUUACACAUGCCAGAGAUGGCAAACUCACCGCCACCACCGCCACUCAGCCCUCAUCCGUGUGAGAGGGGUGAGGAAGUUGUUGAUACAUUUAAAAACCCAUUGACACCUCACAGUCAACCAUUCUGCCAGAUGCCUGCACCAGAUCCACUACUUCCAGCCAAAGCUGUAGAGGACAGGAUGGAGGCACUUCCCACCCAGGCUUUCCCGUUGGGUUUUCCAGAAGUUUUGGAGCCUACAACAUACAACAGUGGUGCUGUACAGUUGGAAGAUGAAGGGAGUGCUGUCACGUGGAAGUGUUAUCGAUUACCCUCCCAGGUGGAUGAUGAUUUUACUCCACCGCAGCUGCCAUUAGAUAAAUACAGGGAGGAGUACACUGCAGCAAGUAACUCAGAACGUACACUUCCUUCUGCCUCAGAGUUGGUGGCACGUUCAAAUAAGCCAUUAAAGAUUUCUGAAGAGCGGAUUCAGACAUAUAUCCAGAGGAUAAACCAAUGUUACAAAAGUAGUCGUCUGGAGGCUGAUUCUAAGUCAGAAGUUGAUCCAUAUGCAUUUGAUGAUGGAGAUGAGGAGUUCAGCUUUCCUGAUAAGAAAGACAAACAAGCCACUGAAAGGGAUCCUGGAAGGAAACAUGCACAGAAGAGCGAUAGUGAAAGUGCUGGCACAUCUCACUCAACAUUACCAGUAGAAGGAGAAGAUGCUAUGUCACUGUUCAAUUCUGGAACAAAGCCUGAUGGACAAAAGUCACCCUCGCACAAUCGGACUGCAUCCACCAGUCUCAUGAAUGAGGUUGAUUUAGUUGUUUCAUACAAAGACCUUGACAAUCUGUUUGAUGACGAGGAUGAACUUGUGCAGGCUAUUUCUCGAACACAUGUUGGAUUGGAUGAAAAAAUGAGCAACAGGGAUUCAAAAGCGGGGCCUUUUGAUGCUUUCCCCUGUAUAAGCUCUGCAGAUCUCCAGCAAAUGUUUCCCACACCUCCAUCCUUGGAGCAACAUGGUCCAGGCUACUCUCCAAUGAAUAUUAACUGUAAAGAGUUUGGAGGCUUAGAUAACACUCCAGGAAUGACUCUAGAUGGCCAUCAUUUUACUACAAGCUUGAAUCAUUUCAAGGUUGAAGUAGAGGAGGGCAUGGGUAGCCCAAAACCUUCAGAGAUCAAGGAUUUUUCCUAUGUCUAUUGCCCUGAGAAGUGCCAAGGUUAUGUGGGUUGUACUAUGUUUGCACCAUUGAAAAUUUUACCAAGCCAGUGUAUGCCGCCUGUUAAACUGCUAGAGGAGUGUAUCUAUCGUCCAUCAUGGACAGUUGGCAAGCUAGACCUGCUCCCUCCUGUUGCUCCCAUGCCGUACAUCCGGGACAUAAACAUUCCCAGUGUUGGUAGUGGUAUGGAUCAGGAUUACAUUCAGACUUGCACGCCACAAAUGCAUACCCCAUUUGGAGUGACGAAUAGUGCUCCUCCCAGUAAUAGUGGUGCUGGUGUUCUUCCAUCACCUGCCACUCCACGCAUCUCUGCCCCUACUCCCAGAACACCAAGGACGCCACGCACUCCUCGUGGUUGUGGGGGCCCAGCCAGUGUCCAAGGCUCGGUGAAAUACGAGAACUCUGAUUUGUAUUCGCCUGCCUCUACGCCUUCAACGUGUCGCCCGUUAAACUCAGUAGAACCUGCAACAGUGCAAUCCAUCCCGGAGGCACACAGCCUUUAUGUAAAUUUGAUUUUAUCUGAUUCCAUUAUGAAUUUCUUUAAAGACUGUAGCUUCGACAGUUGCUGCAUCUGUGUCUGCAACAUGAACAUCAAAGGAGCCGAUGUUGGCUUAUACAUCCCAGACCCAACCAAAGAAUCUCAGAUCUCCUGUACGUGCGGAUUUAGUGCUGUCAUGAACCGAAGGUUUGGAAACAAUGCUGGGCUCUUUUUGGAGGAUGAAGUGGAUAUCAUUGGGCGAAACACGGAUUGCAGCAGUGAGGUUGAGAAACGAUUAGAGGACCUCAGGAAUGUUUCUCUUGAACAAGGAGAAGGAAGCCCCAAGGAGCCUCUGAAAGUGCCUGAUGAGUUAAUAUUGCUACUUCAGGACCAGUGCACUAAUCCCUUCUCCCCGCUGAGAUCGGUGGAUCCUUCAGUAGUGGCAAAAUUGCGGACAGUGGGAUCACCAGUACGCGUGGAGGAUAAAGAUUAUCACAGGGAAUGUUAUACGGCUUUGGAGCAGGGAUAUCAAUUCAUGGAAAAUAUGUCAGGAGGAAAGCUCGAUGAAACACUUAUGAAAAACUCUUGUUUGCAUCUAUGGUCAAGAAGAAAUGCUGUGGAUGUCAGCAUGCUGUGUUCACAAGAUCUUCUGCGCCUGCUUCUCUCUCUUCAACCUGUUCUGCAGGAUGCCAUUCAGAAGAAACGAGCAGUCAGGUCAUGGGAGAGCAUUCAGCAUGUCCAAGGACCACUCACUUGGCAACAGUUCCACAAGCUGGCUGGUCGGGGAUCUUAUGGUACUGAUGAGUCCCCGGAGCCGCUUCCCAUCCCAACAUUUAUGUUAGGUUAUGAAUGCGACUUUCUGGUGUUGUCUCCAUUUGCAUUGCCAUAUUGGGAGAAGCUUCUCCUUGAGCCCUACGGAUCACAGAGGGAUAUUGGGUAUGUGGUGGUAUGUCCGGAAAAUGAAGCCCUUUUAAAUGGAGCAAGGAAUUUCUUUCGUGAUCUCAGUGCAGUCUACGAGUCCUGUAGACUUGGACAGCACAGGCCUAUCUCAAAGUUGCUUCCUGAUGGCAUCAUGAAAGUGGGGACCAAAGCAGCUUUGAAAAUUGCAGAACAGCCGGUAACUGACUGGUUCUCUCAGCAUUGUAUGAACACCAACAGUGAAGCUUAUUCCAAACUGAAACUUUACGCUGAAGUAUGCAGACAUGAUCUAGGCCCAUAUCUUGCCGGUCAAACACUGGACAGUUCCUUGUUAUCACAACCUAAUCCAGUUUCCCCACCCAGUCGGUCCACUACUUCUCAGACUCCAUUACAGUGUUCUGCUGGGGCUGCAUCUGCUGCAGCCUCCAACUCCACUCCUGUACUGGCCAGUACUUUAACAAACACUGCUGUAGCCUCCACGGUUGCUGCUGCCACUUCGAGCGUGCCCCUGGCCAAUUCAUCAUCAGCUGUCAAACAGUCUUCCUCCUUUUCAUCAUUUGCACAUUUGAACAACUCCUCUAGCGCUGUGACUGCGCAGGGAUCAGCCACCCAGAAUGGACAACUACCCCAGCAGAAUACUGGAACAUCCAAUGAUGCAACAACAGGUGGUACAGGGCAGCAGCAUCAGGAUCCUCCAGAGAGCACCAUGGAAAGGGAUAAAAUUGGAGUCCCAACAGAGGGGGAAUCACAUGCUGUCACUUAUCCACCAUCUAUUGUUGUAUACAUUGUGGAUCCUUUUACAUAUAAUACAGAUGAUGAAAGUUCGUCACCUUCAAAUGUUUGGACACUUGGGCUGUUGCGCUGCUACUUGGAGAUGAUCCAUUUCUUGCCCCAGCACAUCAAAAAUGCAAUAUCUGUGCAGAUUGUUCCAUGUCAGUAUCUUUUGCAACCUGUGAAAAAUGAUGAUCGACACCUCUAUUCCCAGCACCUUAAAUCACUGGCAUUUUCUGUGUUCACGCAAUGUCGGAGAUCCUUACCACCUUCCACGUAUGUCAAAGCACUGACUGGCUUUGGCCCAGGACUGGCCUUAGACAGCACCUUAAAGAGUCCUGAUAGGCCGGAAUAUUUGCGCAUUUAUAGCCCACCAUUUAUUUUGGCUCCCGUGAAGGAUAAGCAGACUGAGCUGGGGGAGACGUUUGGAGAAGCUAGCCAGAAGUACAAUGUGCUUUUUGUUGGAUAUUGCUUGUCACAUGACCAGAGGUGGCUGCUUGGAACAUGUACAGAUCUGUAUGGAGAGCUGUUGGAAACCUGCGUCAUUAAUAUAGAUGUACCAAACAGGGCUCGCAGGCGGAAAGGUUCACCCAGGAGAAUGGGUCUGCAAAAGCUCUGGGACUGGUGUUUGGGUAUUAUGCAGAUGACAUCACUUCCUUGGAGAGUUGUCAUUGGGCGCCUUGGGAGAAUAGGACAUGGAGAGUUGAAAGACUGGAGUUGCUUGCUUGGUCGUCGCACUUUGCAGUCCCUCAGCCGGCACCUAAAGGACACGUGUAAGAUGUGCGGUAUUUCUGCAGCUGAUUCUCCAAGCAUCCUUAGUGCUUGCUUGGUUGCCAUGGAGCCACAGGGAUCGUUUGUGAUCAUGCCUGACUCUGUGUCCGUGGGAUCAGUGUUUGGCCGUGGCACAUCUCUCAACAUGCAGACAUCACAGCUGAGCACACCGCAGGAUACGUCGUGCACACACAUUCUGGUGUUCCCCACUUCGGCGAUGGUGCAGGUGCAAACUGGGAACUACGAAAUAAAUGUCGAGGAAUUUGGGAUUUUUGAAUUAUUGGACCCAGAUGAUGAUCUAAUAAUAAACUUGCCAGCAUCUCCACCCACACCACCGGCACAUUCACCAGGCUCUCAUUAUCCACAUGGUGGUGAUACUAGCAAGGGACAGUGCACAGACCGUCAGGAAUCUCACGAUGAGGUAACCAUUCUGCAGCAGCCCCUGGCCCUAGGCUAUUUCGUCUCGACAGCUAAGGCUGGGCCACUUCCUGAUUGGUUUUGGUCGGCCUGCCCUCAAGCACAGAACCAAUGUCCACUUUUUCUCAAGGCCUCCUUGCACCUUCAUGUGCCUUCAGUACAUUCAGAUGAAUUGCUCCAUAGCAAGCACUCCCACCCCCUUGACUCAAACCAAACCUCUGAUGUGCUCAGGUUUGUUCUCGAACAGUACAACGCUCUUUCCUGGCUCACCUGUGACCCUGCCACUCAGGAUCGCCGCUCCUGCCUCCCCGUUCAUUUUGUGGUGCUGACGCAGCUGUACAACUUCAUCACAAGCAUGUUGUAGACCAGGCGAAGAAGUGGCCAGAGAUUCGGGAAUAACUCUUAGAAAAGGGAUGUCGUUUGAGAGCAUCAUUGAGAGCAGGAUUCUGUGGGAAGGGAAGUGGACGAUACUCAUGGACAAAAUGGAGAGAUUCAUGAAAUUGGGUCUGAAGCACCUGAGGGUGUCCCCCCCACCCCCACAACCCCCGUAAUUGCUUGAUGGGUUUUAAAGCCACAGGCAGUUAUCCAAAAAAUGCCUGCAUCUUAAUUUAUUGUAAGUUUUUAAAUGUUGUAUAAAUUGUCUUAUAUUUUGUAUUUUUUUUAAUUUUUCAAGAAGGUUUAUAUUACCUUCAGGCUUUAAAGCAUUUGUUGUACUAAAAUAUCUAUAAUCGUCUUAAGAGUUUGCAGUAGGUUGCUAUAAAGUCAGGAGCAAGAGCAGCAAAUAUCUAUUGGCUCAAUGUACAUUUAGUAGGGGCAGGAGUUAGUGUCAGCCACAUCUUGUGUGGUGAAAACGCAGCAAAGCUGCCAAUGCAGAGUACUUGUACAGUAAAUAAAGUAUGUUCACUGUGUUUAUAACUGAAAAAAGGACAUCUUAAGCAUUUCCUAUCAUGCAUUUUUGAAGCCAGGGAUAAAAGGGGAGGUGUGUGGGGGGGGUGGGAGUGUUCAACAGGUAACAGGGCUGAGAAGUCGAAUGCUCUAGCUGGGUCAGUCCCUGUGACCUGCCUAUUUGUAUAUAUAAAAAAAAUCAGUAACUUUAAUUUGUUACUACUGUAUAAAAAUUGUGCAGAAUGGUAACUAAAUUUUGUAGCAACAUAAUUUUUUUCCAAAAUUGAAUCAAUGCAAAGCAGGUGUGAUGGUCUGUUGUAGUGUUAAGGUUUCUAGGCCCCAGACUUUUUAUCAUUGUCUGAACUUUAUGAUGGCUUUAGAGAAUGGACCGCUUGACUGAUCCAGGUACCAUCUUUGUGAAAAUUACACGCAUAUGCUUUUUCUUGUUUUGGUCCUCCAUUAAUUGUGAUUCAGUGGUGAGCACACCUGAUAAUUUAACACAGACCCCAUUACUCUAUGGUUUACUUUUGUAUGAAAUGUCUUUUUUUUUAUUGUUAAUUAAUUACUGCAGACAUUUUAAGAUUUGGAAUACUGAAAAUUAUUGGGACAUUUAGAACCUUUAUAAAGCUUCAGCAUUCAAUUGUGGGUAACAUAGAUUCAAAUAAAUGGCCUCUCAGGUUAGCAACAAUUUGAAAAUAAUAGUGACAGAUGGUUGGCUCAACAUUUGCCUCGUAUGCCCUUACAUCUCCACAUCUCCACAUUUCCCAUUGUCAUGUUACAUUCUGAACUUAAAAGAAAUUUUAUUUUCUUUGAGAAGUAAAGUUUUUCGAUAUUAAUCUGUUCAAGUUGCUAUGUAGACUCAGUGCCUUUUUUCUAAACAACUCCAAUUCCAUUUUUAUACAUUCACAAGGUAAAAUUUACAUUUCAAUAAAAAGAUCUAAAGGGUCAAAUAGUAUAAUGAUAUAAAUAGUUUGAAGCUAAACUAAGUGAUGAAUUUCCGUUUAGGAAGUUAAAUUCAAAACCACCUUCAGAGGUUUGCCUGCAAUAUAAUUUGUGGGAAGAAAUUCUUAUGACAAUUAUUUCAGUUUAUCUUCUGUAGUGUCGAACAGGUUGAAUAGAGACUGGUUGUAGGUCCUGACAGAAGGACUGGACCACACUAUGCAAAUAUAAUUAGGUUCCCAUUUAGAAAAAAUAAUUUUAAAAAAUUUUACCAUUACAAUCUCUGUGCCUGCAUGAAACUGAUUGGUAAAGGUACAGAUGGUUUUGAGACACUCCUGUCAGGGGUGAUGCUGUAGUAUUUCCACAUGGGAAGAAAACUAAUUAUAGCUGAGUAAUUUCUCAAAUAAUUUGUUGGAGAAUUUGUGAAGUAUGUGCAAGUGUAAAUUUUUGAACUUGUGGCUGUAAUACGAACUCUCUACCAUGUGGUGACUGUAUAGACAGUAACUGUUAGAGGUGUAUUAGUCUGAGCAGCAGGAAAACACCAGGUUUGAAUUGAUAGAAAUUAAAAAAUUCUAACAAGUAUACAAAUAUGCCACCAGAAACCAUCAGAAAAAGAACUUGCCAAUUAAGUGAGAGUCCGCUGCAGGAAUAUGUAAUUCAAAAAAGUGUUGCCUAACUUCAUAAGUAAUUUUUGCUUGCAUCUUCUAAAAGGCUGAUUUUGCCAGAGGUAUUGAGUGACCAAAAUCCAAGGACUAAUUUGCCCUUCUCAGGAUGAUUUCAGAAAAAUGUUGAUUAUUUAUGUAACAUUUGAUCAAAUCUGAUCCCUUUAUGGCUGGGUAUAGUAGGAGCACAUUUCUUUCUGGUAAUGUAAACAGGUUUGCCUCAUCAAGUGAAAACCUGAAUAGCACUUUAUGCUUGUUUAAUCCUUGGGAAAGUAUGCAUGGCAUAAAUUCUGGAAGACAACUGAAACUUGAAGCCUUUUACAUCUUACUGUUUAACCUUUAUAAAUUUCACAAGGGUGGCUUUUCUGAAGGUAGCAAGGAAAUGAUAAACAUAUGAAAUAAUGUUUAACUCAAAUGCUCUUAAUUACUGAAGAACCAUAAUUACUAAGUGCAGCAGGGAGUGAUAUCAGUUGUUGGCAAUUUUUUUAUAAAUAAUAAAAAUGUACAUAGCUUUUAAAGCUAUAGCAAUAUAGAGGCCUUCAAGAAAUAGUUGAGAUAGGAGUUUCACAAGAACUUAAUUGGUACAAUAAUCAUGUUCCAAGACUGCAUUAGGACUGUUAAAGUUAAAACUCCCAGACUUAAUGUUUAAAGCCCAAGUCAUCAAUCUGUUUUUCAAAAUUCUCUUUAACUCUUUUCUUCUCUUGGGUGUUUGCUUCUUGCCACUCUGAGCCUUUGUACCAAUGGACAUUGAAGACUGAAGCUUGUGGCUGAAGGUGGCCAUUGUUAAAUGUCUAAGGAGCUCGGUUGAGUGAUCCUAGAGAAAACUUGACCCCAAGUAAACAGGAAAUGUAAGGUGUGAGCAUGUGGUGAAUUUAUGAAAGAGCAUUUGCCCUAACCUUAUUCCCUAAAACUGUCCUCUGUUCAAAGUACACUUAAGUUCAUUAGUGUAAACCCUUAAUAUAAACAAGCCCACUACCUACAAUGCCGAACGUUAAAGUUUUACCAAAAUUUCACAAACACUUUUUUAGUUUGAAUUAUGACUCUUCUUUGGAAUAGUCCUCUUAAUGAUAGGAGAUAAUUAACAAUCAUUACAAUUCCAGGGUACCAUUGAACCAAAAUGCUUUGUUGAGUGGCAACAGCACUCUGGUUCCUGUUCUUUCCCUGUGACCAGUUUUUGAUGUCUACACAGCAUAGAAACAGGGCAUUUAACUCGUCCUGUUGAUGCUGACCAUCAUGCCCAUCUAUAACUAAUCCCAUUUGCCUGCAUUUAUUCUAUAUUUUUCUCCAGCCUCGCUCAUUCAAGCACCUGCCACGAUGCCUCUUAAAUGUUGUAACUUUUUCUUUCCCUGGUAUCACCCCUGGCAUCUCAUUCCAGGUACCAACUGUGCGUUAAAACAUACAGCUCCGAUUCCCUUUUGUAUUUCUCUUCAGGUCUUGCAAAUUGUAAAUUUACACAGUUGAAAUAAAGAGCAGACCUCCCCCUACCUCCCUGAUUCUCAGUUACAUUUUCAAAUAUAAAAUCUUGUUUAAUUAAUGCUGAGUGUUGGCGCACAUUUCUAGAACAUUGUGUAAGCUAUAGAUGACUGAACAUCUUGGGCAUUGUGACAUUAGAAAAUUGCAAUAUCAACACAAUUGCUUUUUUUAAAAAAAAAAGUAAGCUAUCUUUUUCCCUAUCCAAGAUUGUGUUCAUUUUUAAACUUGUCCCCAGCCAAUUCAUUCCUGUGGAAAAAAUGGGUUAAGUAACUCAGAGGGUAGUUGGUAAGAUGCAACCCAAAUGGUUGUAUCUUAUCACAGAAGUGUCACCCCAGAGGGUGAUGGGGAACACCACAGAGCGAACUUUGUGGUACUAAGUUGACCAUGGUACAUCUGUUAUGACAAUGGCUGCUUGUUUGAAAUAAUCAGAGUAAGUGAAUUGACUUUGUUAACUCUGUUAACUUUUUUCCAAUGAUGUUGCUUGACUUGGCCCAAACCUAAAAUUUCUUUCAAAAUUUGCUUAAAUAAAUUUAAAACUGGUAAAUAUACAACAAAUUAGAUUUGUUUUGUCAUAUUUUAGUUCUUAAUAAUCAUAGCAGUUGUGGGUUUAGAGAAACUGCUAAUGUUUUAAUUGAAAUAUAUUAUUCCACAUAUCCCUGCCUGACUCUUACUGCAGUUAUAUUCAGUGGUGUUCUUGAAACCUGGUGCAUGUGCAUAAUCUGGUGGUUAUAUGAUAGUAUUAAGGUUGAAAGGAUAUCUUCAUUAAAUGGAGUUUCACCACAGUGCAGGCUUUCUACUGUUACCCACAAUUUAUUGCUAAGUUUAUUCUCCAGUGUGGAGAAGAGCAAUCAUUGUAACUGGGUCAUCAUGAUUUAAGGUAUGAUUGCCUGCAGACAAUACUAUUCUGGAUACUUCCAGCAGUUUUACAAACCUAUGAUCCCUACGGGAAUCUGUAGCCUCUUCCCAGUUCAGAUAUUUUCUUGGUCAUGCUCAAACCAGAUCUGAAAGUGGUCCAUUUGAUUGUGCAAACACUAGUAAUCCCAGUGCUUAAAUAAUGCAUUGCUUCAAAGUUUUUUUUGUCUUAUUUAAAUUUCAUAAUUUAAUCUUUUUUGUCAAAAUAUUUAUAGAUUUUUGAGCUGAAUUGCAGUAGAUUUAAAAAAAACUCAAAUUUUAUUAAUUGUUGGAUUUUACAGAGUUGAUGCCUUGCUUAUUUUUAAAGAGAUAAAAUAUUGGGAGAACAAUGUCAUGUUUUACUGAAAAGUUGGUUGCCUGUAACAGCUGGGCAAGCAGUGAUGAAAGCCCAGAUGUAGUGACGAAUGGUCCAUUUUUUUUCCUUGGUGUCUUGUUUUGGUAUAAAACAUCCUGCUUGCAAAGCUGCAGCUGUACUUCCUUUCGAGUCUUUCAAUGAAUUAUGAACAAAUUUUAGUCUGGAGAUCGUGGCAAACACUAAAAGCUACAUACAGUCCAAAAAGCUUAAAGUACAAAUUAUGGUCGAAUUGUUGAAAAAGUUUAUACUUUUUAAACAUUUUCAGAUGAAAAUAAAUAAUUUAUUCAUAAUAUUGGUGUGACACUCCUUCGUCAUUUUAUUUACUUACUCAGGUCUAUUCACUUAUGCGGAUGUGGAGUAGGACUGAGGUAGAGAUCACAGGAUUAAUUAUCUAACAUAAAUACUGCUUGCUGUAUAGUUUCAGUGAGAGGAUGGAUUAAUCAUUAGGAGUAAUAGUUGGUUAGCAGAACUGGAAUAGUUAUUUAGUCCCUGACCCUGCUCCAUCACCUAGCACAAGUUGCAAUUAUGGCUGAUCUAUCACCUUAUACUUUCUUCUCCUCCUCCUCCUCCCCUGCCCCUGCCACCCCCCUCCCCCCAGUAUUCCUCAAAACACUUUUGUACUCGAAAUCAAUCUUGACUGGACCCUACUGUUGUUUUAAAUUUCACUUGUAAUUCUGUAGGUCUCUUUACUGAAAAGAAAAUCUGCUGUGACAAUUUUGCAUUGUUUGAGUGAUGAUUUGUACACUGAUGUAAAUAUUAGUAACAAUGCAUUAGCUGGGAUGAAGUUCAAUCCAUCAUACACAACUCUCUGAUGCCAUCUCUGGUUCUGGUAAGAUGGCAGCAGACUCAGAUGCAUCGGCCUCUCCAGGGCCGGCCAAAGGUAUUUUUGUUUUUCUAAACGUUUUUUUUUAUGCUCGCAAGACCCUGCUGGUCAUAAAGAACUUCAGGCACAGGUCUACCCCAUCAUUGAGUUGCUUGAUAAGAGGGGGAGCUUGGAGGAGCGGUAUUUGGUGCGGACCAUUUUGCUGCCUGCUAAAGAGAGGUGUUGGGAGUCAAUUUGCAAAAUUGGUGAUUGUCUUGGAUAUUUUUCUUGUUGCAAGACCCUGUUAGACAUUAAUGUGAAAUACUGCAAGUCUGACUCACUUGUUUAUUGCAGAGACUGACGUAGAGGGAGCUGUGUGGCCUACUGUGGGGGCAAGACUGCUCUGUCUGUGCUGCUCUCCAGUAUUCACUCAGUGGAAGGUGAGCUGGGUUGUGUAUAUAUACAUGCAUUCAUCGGUGGAAGCCGAGAGCUUGCUUUGCUCUUGCUAAGAGCAUCCAUGCACCAUCAAUCUACAGGACAUAUCACUUAGACUUGGGUGCUACUAUAUUCCCUUUGCGUGACUGUUUUGCAGCUUGACCCCAGAGGAACGCUGUUUCAUAUGACUAUUCAUAUCAGGUUGAAUGAUUAUUAAAUGUAAAUGUGAAUUUGUUCCUGUUGCCUCAGUAGUGAAGGCCUGCAGCCAAUGGUAUUUGCCAACUAUGGUCACAGACUGGAGUUUUGUUCUAUGUUGUAUACUUUAAAGUGAGUGAAAGAUUUCAAAAUUGUAUGUAAUCUAUUCUCAGCUCUCACAGAAUCUGUGAAAAGAUGCUAAAAGGAGAAAACCUGCAGAUGCUCGAAAUCAAAUAAUACACACAAAAUACUGGAGGAACACAGCAGGCCAGGCAGCAUCUAUAGAAAAGUGUAAACAGUUGACCCUUUAUCAGGACUGCAAAAACAAAGAUUAGUCUGCCAGAAUAAUUAGGAUGUGCUAGUGGUCACCUAUUUCAAUUCUGUUUCCCAUUCCAACAUGUUAGUGCUGUGAUGAGGUCACACUCGAAUUGGAGGAGCAACACCUUAUAUUCCAUCUGGAUAGUCUCCAACAUGAGGGCAUGAACAUAGAUUCCUCGAACUUCUGGAUAUUCCCAUUCCCAUUUCACUCACCUUACCUGCCCAUCACCUCCCUCUGGUUCUCCUCCCCCUUCUCUUUCUUCCAUGGCCUAUCGGGUUUCCCCUCCUCCAGUCCUUUUUCUCUUUCACCAAUCCACUUCCUGGCUCUUAC
This is a messenger RNA of Mobula hypostoma (lesser devil ray), 13711 nucleotides long. RefSeq names its product mediator complex subunit 13a (gene med13a). Bases 286 to 6768 code for a protein of 2160 amino acids. Gene Ontology annotation, biological process: positive regulation of transcription by RNA polymerase II. The transcript has 31 exons. Lineage: Eukaryota; Metazoa; Chordata; Chondrichthyes; Myliobatiformes; Myliobatidae. Gene Ontology annotation, molecular function: transcription coactivator activity. Gene Ontology annotation, cellular component: mediator complex. The record is from RefSeq and is a predicted model, not a curated record.